AUGGAUUCAGCGCUAUCUCACGGUCGCUGUAACCAACUGCGUCGCGGUUUCUCUCGUCGAUUGCGGACCAUUGCGAAAGAUUGUGCAAUAGUGGGCGUGGCGAUACGAGAGGCUCGGAAUUACUUUAGGAAAGUAGUACACCCAACGUACGGUAAUUUGGUAGAUGGAAACCGCUCUAAACGAACUCUUUCUGCGCUCAUUUCGUCGCUACACGGACUAAACCCACUAUUUCUUUCCAUUUCUGUGCCCAAACUUUUAACAAAUUUUGGAAAUUACCGCUGCCUCUCAGGUGCACCUCGUUACCAUGUGCGCCAGCGCGGAUCGAUAGGAGGCAGGGCAGCCGGCGACGAGUUCGUUGAGUCAUUCACUCGCUAUCUUCUUUCUGAGCGUCGUUCGUUUAUCGGCGCUCUUAAAUCGGAAGGUUUCUGCGUUUUUGGGAUCGCCUUUAAGGUCCCGAGUUAUCGAGUAACUUUCAAAGGUCGUAGGUUCGCCUUCGAGCGCACCGUAUCGUCGCGUACCGCUAACCAGGUACUUUAG
This is a messenger RNA of Necator americanus (New World hookworm), 537 nucleotides long. RefSeq lists its product as uncharacterized. The coding region runs from base 1 to 537 and encodes 178 amino acids. The record is from RefSeq and is a predicted model, not a curated record. Lineage: Eukaryota; Metazoa; Nematoda; Chromadorea; Rhabditida; Ancylostomatidae. The transcript is spliced from 7 exons.